Molecule: messenger RNA, 2068 nt
Organism: Malurus melanocephalus (red-backed fairy wren)
Lineage: Eukaryota; Metazoa; Chordata; Aves; Passeriformes; Maluridae
Gene: FEZ1
Product: fasciculation and elongation protein zeta 1
Exons: 9
Coding region: 726-1931 (401 amino acids)
Cellular component (GO): cytoplasm; axon
Source: RefSeq, a predicted model, not a curated record
GAGCAGCUCUCACACCAUCCAGCUCCUCUCCAGAUACUCUCAAGUUGCUUUCAGUKUAGUUAUGUGGCAGUAAAAUAAUAUUUGGAUAAUACUUUGUACUACCAGAGUAGUACCAACACACUCUGGAGAUAAUAUCUGUAUCCCAUUGCACCACCAUUAGGAUCCUAUCAGGACACUCAUUAGAUACUACUGUGAUACUAUCAGGGCAUUGCAAAAACUGUCACUAGGAUGCUAGUGGGAUGCUCCUAGGAUAAAAGUGCAGUAUCAGGAGGAUACUUCCAAGAUGCUACAAGGACGAUGGAAAAGAGAGGGGUAAAAUAAUUCUGGAAUGCUGUCAGGGCAACACUCAAAUUUUUGGGAUACUGUCAACACAUUACUGAUACUUUCAGGCCACUUGCUUAGCAGUUGAUACAGUAUAAGGAUACGAUUAGGGUACUACCACUUCAGGGAAAUAGGUUUUUUUAUUAUGUUUUUUGCAUACUUUCAGGGUAGCACUAUCAGCAGUUUGUUGCCACUAGAAUAGUGCCACAAUACCAGAAUAUUUCUUAUGAAGGUAGUACAUCCUGUUUGGAUACUACUAGGAUACUACAGAGAUGCUGUUGGUUGUGUAACAGCUCAGGCAGCAGUGAUGGGGGUGGGGAGCUUGGUGGUGUAACCUGUUAGUAGCUGGUGCCUCACGGGCACCCUCUCCCUGCAGCUAAGGUGGCACAUCGGUGUUGAGGAGGAUGGAGGCGCCCCUGGUGAGUCUGGAGGAGGAGUUCGAGGAGGGGCCCGGGGACGAUGGGGGGACCCCGCAGCGCUCUGCGGACCCGGCGCUGGCCGAGCUGGAGAGCUUCUCUGCCGAAAUGAUGAGCUUCAAGUCCAUGGAGGACCUGGUGCAGGAGUUUGAUGAGAAGCUCACCGUCUGCUUCCGCAACUACGACGCUGCCACCGAGGGCCUGGCCCCCGUGCGGGGGCGGCUGCAGGCACAGGAGGAGGAGGAGCGCCUGCAGGAUGAGGAGGUCUGGGAUGCUCUCACCGAUGGCUUUGCYCCCCGGAGCUCCCCCCGGCCAUGGCUGCUCCCUGGGACUGAGGCCCUUGAUGGCACCGACCCCCAGCUCGGCGGGAAGGAGGAGGAGGAGGAAGAGGAGGAGGAGCUCACUGAGAGGAGUGAGCAGGACUCUGGGAUCAACGAGGAGCCGCUGCUGACAGCUGAGCAGGUCAUCGAGGAGCUGGAGGAGCUCAUGCAGAGUUCACCUGACCCUGAGGCUGACCCCGAGGGUGAGGAGGAAGAUGAGGAGGAGGAGGAGGAGGAGGAAGAGGAAGAAGAAACCGAGGCUGAUGGUGAAGGCAAAGGCAGUGGUGGGGGCACGGAGCCCAUCGUGCUGCGGGAGCUGCAUGCCUUCUCCCCUGCCUUCAACAACAACUGCUCCCACGAAGGGCUGGGGCGGCUGUCGGCGCGGGAGCUGCUGGCGGCGGCGGGCCGGGCGGAGGCGGCGAGCCGGGCGCUCUCGGCAGAGCUGGUGGCGCAGCUGGCGCGGCGGGACGAGCUGGCCUUCGAGAAGGAGGUGAAGACGGCGUUCAUCGGGGCCCUGCUGGCCGUGCAGGGCGAGCAGAGAGAGCAGCGAGAGGCCGCCCGGCGCCGCCGGCGCGACAAGGGGCUGAGCRUGCAAGGGGCGCGCUCCGAGCGCGGCAGCCAAAUGCCCCGCAAGCGCUUCAGCAUGGAGGGCAUCUCCAGCAUCCUGCACUCCGGCCUGCGCCAGACUUUUGGUCCUACCACCAACGAGAAGCAGUACCUGAACACGGUGAUUCCCUAUGAGAAGAAGGGCUCACCACCCUCCGUUGAGGACCUGCAGAUGCUCACCAACAUCCUGUUUGCCAUGAAGGAGGGCAACGAGAAGGUGCCCACUCUGCUCACGGAUUACAUCCUCAAAGUGCUCUGCCCGACCUGACGUGGUGCUGUCCCCACCCUCCUGCCCUGGCGCCUCCGAAACGGGGCCAAACCCCAGGAAAAAGGGUCACCCAUGGCUGCCCCACCCUGCACUUCCCCCCCUUUGCACAACUGGGAAUAAAGAAUUCCUUACAUUAA